Molecule: messenger RNA, 4465 nt
Organism: Porites lobata
Lineage: Eukaryota; Metazoa; Cnidaria; Anthozoa; Scleractinia; Poritidae
Source: the annotation of a GenBank genome assembly
AUGUUUCUCCAUCCAGAACUUCCUUUAGAGAUAAGAUCACGAGGACGCUUGGCUGUGGAAGCUUACAACAAGGCCCUCACUGAAGGGAAGGCAUAUGUCAAGAGGGUUCCAAUACUGUUGAUUGGACAAGAUCAUUCUGGAAAAACCAGCCUAAAAAGGUCACUGAUAGGAAAACCUUUCAAUCCCGAUGAAGACAGUACCAUAGGGAUAGAUGUUGACCCCUCACAUAUUAAAGUCUCAACUGAGAUUUGGAAGGUGGGGGAGAACACAGGGGGUUCCGAGUUGACAGAUGCUAUAGAAGCCAUUUCCUUUGAGCAACAAGCGGCUCGUUUGGUUGCUGACGAUUUGCGGACGAUAAUCAUUCCUAAGAUCUCCUCUGAUUUCACUCUGAAAAAGGAAGUACACCUCCCUAUCGAAUCGCCCAGGAUACCACAUAGGGUCGCAACAUUGAUUAAAAAGUUACUAAAGGAGGAUAAAAACGCCCAAGAUGACGAAGAAAUUCAUACCAUUUUAUGGGAUUUUGGUGGAGAAAGUGUCUACUAUACCACGCAUCCACUUUUUAUCACUGCAAGAGCAAUGUACCUUUUGGUUUAUGACCUUAGCCGGGAUCCAUACGAAAUAGCUAAGCCAGUUGUGAAGCAGGGGCUGUAUAAGAAAAUUUUAGACAGUUAUGGCACGAAAAUCAAUCUGGACUAUCUCAAUUUUUGGAUGACAUCCGUAGCUUCCCUAGCCACUGAAACGGAAGAGCAGUAUGUAAGGUUGGCCCGUGUUCAAGUGAAGGUUCCUCCCGUGUUCCUAGUCUGCACUCACGCUGAUGAACCUAACAGAGGAGCAGAUCCGUUCGCUCUCGCCCGUGAGGUAUUUGGCAGUUUACAGACCAAACGCUUCAAGAACCACAUAUAUGAAGAUGUGUUUGUGGUAGACAACACCAAGUCUGUAGGGCUUGGAUCUGAAUGCUCAGAAGUUACACGAUUGCGAGAAGAAUUACUUGCUGUUGCUAAAGAGCUACCUCAGAUGAAAGAAGCCAUCCCAAUCAAGUGGUUGAAAUAUGAGAGGGCUCUUCAAGGCACUGUACGAGACGGUCGUAAAUGGAUUUCUCUCCCUGUGGCAAAAGAAAUUGCAUUUGAAGUGUGCAAAAUUGAUGAUGAUCAAGAAUUUCUCACAUUGUUGAACUUUCUACACGACCAGAGGAUUUUGGUUCACUUUGACGACACACCAUCGUUGAGUAUUUUUGUCGUCUUGGACCCUCAGUGGUUAGUUGAUGUCUUCAAAACGGGGAUAACAGUUAAGCCGUAUGACCAAGAAGAAAGUAAAUUUAAAGAGCUGUGGUUGCAGCUGGAGUCAACAGGCAUUCUUGGCGAAACACUUUUGGAGCACGUGUGGGGUCCUUUAUUAAGCCAGGAAGAAACCUCCACUAGUCUUCUUGCUAUCAUGGAAAGGUUCAGCCUGCUCUGUCCAUGGCCUUGUUCGAAUGCUUCAAGUGGCAAACAGUACCUCGUGCCAUCCAUGUUGAAGUCACAUCCACCAAAGGAGAUCAUGAAGCUGGUUGCUUCUGCACAAAUUCCUUCUCUCUUCCUCUGGUUUCAGUCGGGUCAGGUUCCUCCAGGAUUCUUUUCCCGACUCGUGUUACAAUUUUUUCAGUGGGGCCAAGACGAGUUUUGGAGUGCAGAGAAUCCCCAGUUGUAUGCUGAUUUUGCGCGAUUUUAUACGUCUGCGGAUGACGACUGCUCUGUAAUCCUUCUAUGUCAUUCAUCGUGUAUUGAAGUUGUGGUUCACAGAGGAAAUCUCAGUGCUAACCCAGCAGAAUGUUUGCAAUCCAAGUUGAACCUUUCUGCAGAUAUCAACUAUGGUGCAUUUGAAGUGGCCUGUGCUCGUGCCGUGCGCCGACAACUGGGAUUGAUGCUUGAGUGCAUGCGAAAAGAAUUCUGUUGGUUGAAGAAUAUGAUGUACGAACUUGGUGUAAUCUGCCCCGUCUGUUGCCAAGAAUGCAAGGGUAAUUACCGUUGCACCCACCACAAGCAGUGUUGCGAGCAAGAGGAAUGUCUGCACUUCUGGUCUGAGUCUGAUUUACGUAGUGCCAAUCAGUUCAUCAGAUGUCGUAGGUGUGCAGCCGCCCAAAGUGACAAAGUGUACGUCAAACGGUUUAAUUUGUGCCUUGGUUUGAUCCCUUAGAUGAACAGGUGAAUACACUUUCACUACCAUGUCGUUAUUUACCGCUUCUCAUGAACAUGUUAGAUCUUUUACAGAACUACUGAAAGCAGAUUCCACUCACCAGUCGAUUUUUAAAGUGUCUAAACAACACAAACAAUGUUGCUGAAGACAUUCUUGAUAUUGCAGUUUGCUAAAGCGACCCUUAAAUUCUCCGUUAGCGGUUUUGUUUAAUGGCUUUAAAUACUCUUUUUCCAAAUGCAACUUGGUACACAGAAUUGCUGACACAGUAGAUUGAAAUAGCCUUUGAGUAUCCCUUGCGUCAUUGUUUAUUACAGAUUCCAACUGAUGAAAGUGAAGAAAGUCGUCCAGCUUCAGGGGGAGGUAGGACUGUUACUUUAGAGUGACUAAAUAAUGUAAAACUUGUGCUAAGGUAAUACUAGCCUAAGAAAACAGCCGACAUUUUUGCGAGUUCCCUGCGAAAUGACGUCUGAGGAAAGAACGAAGAUAUUCCAUACUGAUGACGCGUCUCUACCCAGAUCUGGGUAAUGAUGUUCAUUGGCUGAUGCAAAUUUUCAUUCAAUCCCAAGCAUUACCCAGAUCUCGGUUAUGACACGUCAUCAGUGUGGAAUAUCUUCACUCGUUCUCGACUUGGAGACCAUUUCGUCACUUCCAGUCCUCCCCUGAAAGUUGUGGGGGAACAUAAUUCCUCUAUAUUACAAAAGCUUUCCAAAUGAUUAGAGGUCAACUUGACAAGGACUCUGGUGGCUCAAAAAAAAAAACAAAGCUGAAAACUGUGAGCAGAAUAUGAGGUUGGUAAUUGCUUAGUAGGGUACUAGUGUUGUUAAAGUUAGUUUCUUUCGCAGGAAUUGAUGAAAAAGUGAUUGCUCUUCCAAGCAAGGCCAUAGAAACAAUUAUGUCGCAGCCGUGUGACUCUAGAGAGGUUGUACUUCAAUUGAGAGACUCUUUGCAACUGAAUCAGGAUUCACUUGAACAGCCAGACCCUGCGACCAAACGAUUGAUCCGUUGCCUGGCAAAUAAAGCAAAACAGGCUAACAGGCUUGAUGUAGUGAAACAUCUGAGAGAUAUUGCACCAGCUGGAACUACAGGUGAGUUUGUUGCCGUGAAAUAUAGAUAAAUAAGGUAAUAUACAUGUAAUAUUUUCUUGCAGUGCACUUGUUACAUAACCUUCCUCUUUGUCUCAUACCUUUCCACCUUACAGUAAGCCACCCCAUCUAGCCCACGGUUGCCCAUUAUGACUCUUUAAUAAAUAUUUAUUCAUUAUUUUAGGUCCUUUGUUGUCUGAGCACCUUGAUAUUGGUAAUAUUCCCGUUCGCCAGAUGACUGAUCUCACUCUUGAGUUAAGCGGUAAGCGUAAUUAUGCUUUGCAGUUGCUGAGUCGUUCAAAUCUCAGAAUUAUUGAUGCGGAUGGUUAAGCCAGCCUGAUUGAUAUCUCAAUGAGGGGACUUGUUUGUUAUGGACAGUUUAGAUUUAAGACUAGAUUUACAAAUUUAAGACGACAUAAGAACUCAAUUAAUUAAUAAUUUUGCUCAUUGUAAAUACAGCUGCAAAUGUUCUCAUUGGUGAAAAGCACAUGAACGGCUUGUUCACGCUGAGUCCUAAGUCGAAUUUCAGAUGUUUCGUAAAAAUUGCACCAUUGACGGACUUCAUAUACCACGUGCACCCUGCUUAUAAAGCCCGGGGCUGUCUCACUCUCUUUAAUGGCCUAUACGGAGUAUACGGGGAGGCUCUGCCCGAAAGAGGAACCUUUUCAGGCUUCAGGUUUAUGAAAGGGUAGGGAGUUCACUUGUUGCUGUUGCUGUCAUUUUGGUUGGUAAAAAGGCCCAAAAGAACAACCAGAUGCAUUUUAUGACUGUGAAAAAGGGUGAGGGGUUGGAUCUCGGGGCAGAGUCUCCCCGUAUAAGAUUUUGUUGAAUACUCCUCGGGGUAUAAAGGAAGAAGUAUUAGAUUUCACAGGGAGAGUCUUUUUUAGGACAAGUCGCUGAAAAUUACCUUGAAAGGUUUAAUUAGAGUCAAGUACUAAUCAUAUGAUUUGGCGGUUGUGGAUCCCGUUUCAUAUGAAGGCAAAGAUCUCAAGCUUGAUGUCUCGAUUUACUUUCUAGGAGGAGAGGAAUGGAAGUUGGUGGCAGAAGAACUGGGACUGUCUGCAAGAGAGAUUCGUUACAUUGACAAGCGAGUUAUGAAUCCAUGCGAAGCCGUUCUGGCGUAUAUUUCCAGGCAGUGUUCUAUAAGCGUGGGUGAGCUGUACGACAGGUUAAACAAAUGUGGGCUGCCUGUGACAGCUGACCUUCUAUAA